This is a messenger RNA of Penicillium griseofulvum, 1587 nucleotides long. Its product is annotated as sugar porter family MFS transporter. Gene Ontology annotation, biological process: transmembrane transport; carbohydrate transport. Gene Ontology annotation, cellular component: membrane. The transcript is spliced from 5 exons. NCBI's taxonomy places the organism in Eukaryota, Fungi, Ascomycota, Eurotiomycetes, Eurotiales, Aspergillaceae. The record is from RefSeq and is a predicted model, not a curated record. Gene Ontology annotation, molecular function: carbohydrate:proton symporter activity. The coding region runs from base 1 to 1587 and encodes 528 amino acids.
AUGUCUGUUCCAAAGUUCUCCGGCCUUUCUGGCAAAUGGCUGCUGCGCGCCGUCACGACCUCGGCGACCAUGGGCUUCUUGCUCUUCGGCUACGAUCAGGGUGUUAUGAGUAGCAUCAUUGACGCAAAGCCUUUCAACGAUGUCUUUACAGCCACACGAGGCAACUCCACCAUGCAGGGCGUUGUAACCGCUAUUUACGAGCUAGGUUGUCUUGCUGGUGCAGUAUUCAGUCUUAUAUUUGGUGAUUGGCUAGGCCGACGUUGGUCAAUCAUCCUUGGUGCCUCUAUCAUGAUCAUCGGCGUCGUGAUUCAGGUUAGCUCUAUGGUGGGGUAUAUCCCACUGGCGCAAUUCUGUGUUGGACGAGUCGUCACUGGCGUUGGUAACGGCAUGAACACAGCUACGAUCCCCACAUAUCAAGCCGAAACUUCGCGCUCAAACAACCGUGGUCUACUUAUAUGUAUUGAGGGUAGUACUGUCGCCAUUGGAACCUUAAUCUCCUACUGGAUUGACUUCGGGGCCUCCUACGGACCCCCCGAUCUCACCUGGCGCUUCCCAAUUGCCUUCCAGUGUGUUUUCGGCUUUGCUAUCAUCUUCAGCAUGCUUGUUCUGCCUGAGUCACCGCGAUGGCUUUUUACUCGGGAGCGGUAUGAGGAGGGUGAGGCCGUCAUUGCCGCACUUGCAAAUCAACCCAUCGAUCAUCACGAAGUCCAACUUCAAAAGACUAUUAUUCUAGACUCGAUUCGAGCAUCUGGCGAGGCAGGCAAGAACACUCCCAUGUCGGCCGUCUUCACGGGCGGUAAAACACAGCAUUGUCGACGUAUGCUCAUCGGCGCAUCUUCUCAAUUCUUCCAACAGAUUGGUGGAUGCAACGCCGUUAUCUACUACCUCCCAGUGCUGUUCAAGGAAUCCCUCGGACAGAAUGACUUCAUGGCCAUGAUCCUGGGAGGUGUCAACAUGAUUGUUUAUUCUAUCUUCGCUUGUUCCUCGUGGUUCCUAGUUGAACGCGUUGGUCGACGGAAACUAUUUUUGAUUGGCACUGUUGGGCAGUCUCUUUCUAUGGUUCUGACAUUUGCCUGCCUGAUCCCCGGAUCCGACAGCGCCGCCAAGGGUGCCGCACUUGGUCUUUUUGUCUACAUCUCCUUCUUUGGAGCGACAUGGCUUCCCCUGCCUUGGCUUUACCCGGCAGAAAUCAAUCCUAUCAAGACACGAACCAAGGCCAAUGCAAUCUCAACAUGUACCAACUGGCUGUUCAACUUCCUCAUCGUCAUGGUUACACCGAUUAUGAUUCGCAAUAUCUCGUGGGGUACCUACCUCUUCUUCGGUGCUGUCAAUGCCUGCUUCUUCCCUGUGAUCUACUUGUUCUACCCCGAGACUGCUGGUCGCACACUUGAGGAGAUUGAUUUGAUCUUUGCCAAGGGUUAUCUGGAAAACAUGACCUACGUGCGUGCUGCCAAGGAGAUGCCUUUCAUGACAAACGAGGAGAUUGAACGCACUGCUGUGCAGUAUGGAUUUGCUCCUCCCGAUGCUGUGGUCCAAGGUGAUAGUGGUAGCAGCAGCGACAAUGGCGAAUUCAAGCCUACUCAAUAA